This is a messenger RNA of Lentinula edodes (shiitake mushroom), 844 nucleotides long. RefSeq lists its product as uncharacterized. The transcript is spliced from 2 exons. The coding region runs from base 280 to 720 and encodes 146 amino acids. The record is from RefSeq and is a predicted model, not a curated record. Lineage: Eukaryota; Fungi; Basidiomycota; Agaricomycetes; Agaricales; Omphalotaceae.
UUUUGUAGGGUCGAAAAUCUGUCUCAAUUUUGCGCUAAUUUUGCCUCCGCCGUUAAGUUCCAUCCGACUAUGCGUGUCAUCAAUGAGUGCGUUGUCCUGCAAAUUUGUAUCCAAGAAUCCGGGUUGAGUAGGGGUCGAGGAGAGCAUAAAUACUGGUCGCCUUCGUUCGACUUAUUCCUCCAUCGAGCCCGGUCUUCGACAUACCCCUCAUUCCCUUCCAACUUGUCAACCUUUCUACCCUGAGCUGGCCUCAGUUCACGUAACCACAACAUCAAAAAAAUGCGAGCUAGCACUGUCCUAUUCCCUUCCAUCUCCCUCGCUGUCUUCCUCGCUAUCACUAGUCUCAUCCUUCCCGCAGCAGCCAUUCUCAUUCCAUUCAAAAAGAGUCCUAAAUUACCCGACAUACCAUCGUUGUCAUCAGGAAUAUUCCAGAUCUUGGCUUACAAGGAUGAACAGUGUAGUACUCGUAAAUCCCCACUCAUAACUGUGCAACACCAUUUCUCUGAAGCACAGGUGUACGAGGUGGAAUACCCUACUCCAAAGGCAAAAUGUGCUUUGGUCCAGGCGUUACCUGCGAAUUGUGUUCUGAUCCUGUACGGGAAGGAAGACAAUAAUGAGAGGUUUAUUCCUGACAGAAUUUUCCCUGGGCCCAUUGGACCAGGAAAAAUAUUGAAUGAGCACCCUUUUGAUUCUAUGGGUAUAUCUUGCAAAACAUCCUAAGCAAGAAUUGUUUGUUUGCCCUCGGAACACCCCCUGCGGCAUUUGUGCAGAACUUGGAAUGCGGGAAUGCGUUGGGAAGUCAGAGGAUGAUUAUAGGGGAGGUCAAAUGUUAGUUUCAUUUCGA